Molecule: messenger RNA, 14122 nt
Organism: Coregonus sp. 'balchen'
Lineage: Eukaryota; Metazoa; Chordata; Actinopteri; Salmoniformes; Salmonidae
Source: the annotation of a GenBank genome assembly
AUGGGUAAAGACUAUUAUAAAGUGUUGGGUAUACAGAAAGGCGCCUCUGAGGACGAGAUAAAGAAGGCGUAUCGAAAGCAGGCCCUGCGAUAUCACCCCGAUAAAAACAAGUCCACUGGAGCUGAGGAUAAAUUCAAAGAGAUCGCUGAAGCCUAUGAUGUCCUCAGCGACGCAAAGAAAAAGGAUAUAUAUGACCGAUAUGGAGAAGAAGGUAACGCAUCAACUUUUGGUUCCAUGUCGUGCAUUGUAACCCAACCUGUUUGCGCAAUCGACGUUGUCCGGUUUGCCAGCUAUGUAACAUUACUAGCUGUAUCAGCCGUGGCCCUUGUUUUGGACGAUUGUAACUAACGUUAUUGCUUAAAUGUUACUGUUUGUGUUUUUCUUUGAUUGUAGCCCUAUAAACUAGUGUGGUUAUUAUCUUGGACGCGACUGAGCGUCAGAGGCGCUACAGUUCUCUCGAGAACUUGCUGGAACUUUCCUACUUGUUAUGAGUUGAAACUGUCAGUGGGGCUAGUUUGUUCACGUCACAACGUUAAUUCCUUCCUCCUGUCACGUCGCUCAUGGUCGGUGACACAUUGCAGAACACCUUUUUAAAAACACUUCUCUGUCAGUGACCCCUGAAGACACAGGUGGAAAUGUAGCAUGCUUAAUCAUUAGCUUUUAGCAUGAUUUAUUUAGAGAGAUGGUAUGUCUGGAAGUGUUAAGUGUGUUGUGAAAAAAUGUAUGCACUCACUAACUGUAACUCGCUCUGGAUAAGAGCGUCUGCUAAAUGACUAAAAUGUAAAAUGUUGUGAAUAAGUGAUUCAUAAAAUUUGAUGUUUGUUCUUGUUCUAAAAUAACAAUUUUGAUGUUUGUUCUUGUGUUCACUCUUACCAGGCCUAAAGGGGCCCACAGCCGGCGGGGGUGGUGGUCCCAACGGCCCCAACAACUACAACUACACCUUCCAUGGAGAUCCUCACGCCAUGUUUACCGAGUUCUUUGGCGGCCGCAGCCCAUUCGACCAGUUCUUCGCACGCAACGGGGAUGAUGACAUGGACACUGACGACCCCUUUGCCGCAUUCGGUAUGGGAGGGAUGGGGGGCAUGCCGGGUGGAAUGGGAGGGUUCCACCAACACCAGAGGUCCUUCAAAUCUCGGCCAGGGGGUCCCCAUGGGGGCCGGGAGAAGAAGAAAGAUUCUCCGGUGGUGCACGAGCUGAAGGUGAGCCUGGAGGAGGUGUUCUCCGGCUGCACCAAGAAGAUGAAGAUCUCCCGUAAGCGACUGAACCCGGACGGCUGCAGCAUGCGCAGCGAGGACAAGAUCCUGACAGUGGACAUCAAGCGAGGCUGGAAGGAAGGGACCAAGAUCACCUUCCCCAGGGAGGGAGACGAGACGCCCACUAACAUUCCUGCUGACGUGGUGUUUGUGGUCAAAGACAAACCCCAUCCUGUGUUCCGCCGGGAUGGCUCCGAUAUCAUCUACCCUGCUAGAGUGUCCCUCAGAGAUGUGAGUGCUUUGUGAUUUCUUAAACAUUGUCAGUCAUAAACGUAACCCACUAAACUCUUUCAAUUGUAUUCUCUGUAAUGAUAGUAAUGAUAUUUCUCUGCUGCUCUCAGGUAGGGUUGAGCGAUAUAGCCAAAAAAUCAUGUUCAUUUGUUUUCUAACUUUUCUAAUAUAUAUUUUUCUCCAAGCUUUGUUGCACAGUUUAAAGUUCAAUAUACUGCAUUUCAAACAGUCCGAAAUAAUCUAAUGAAUUCAUGGCUUGUAAAAUUAUACCUAGGCUAAAUGUAAGCCUUCCACAACCCACUAAUUAUGAUAUUUUAUCAAAAUAGGUUAACCUGCUUUUUUGCAAUAAUCACUGAUCAGGCUUUUAAGUCUAUCUAUGAAAAUGUCAUUUUUGUAAAAAGGUUAACCAGAACCAUGCACAAUGCACAUCCACUAGUUGGCUAAUCUUUAUAUUUAAAGUCUAGCCAUCUUGGAUCUGUUUGCUUGCUAACAAGUUAGAACAGUUUAACUGUUAUGAACACACCCUCCUGUCUCCUACUGUUUGAACAAAAUGCAAGCCUGUCCACUUUGUGGCCUACCUACAUGGAUAAGAAGAUGCUUAUUUCUCAGAAUGAGAACGAGUUGCCAAUACGGUAUGAAAGUACUACUACUUACUAUCUCCUAUCGCAAGCCCUGUACAGUGUUUUUGAAAGGGUUUCAAGCUUGUAUAAUCAAAUGUAUGAAAACAAGGUCGUGUGUGUGUGUGUGUAAAAAAGGCCAUGUCUGUGCACCUGACUCCCCACAAUCCCGUCAGGGUGAUUUCUCCCCUUCUCAGCUGUCUGUCACUGCCUCAUGGUUUACACCAAUUAGAGUGCCCGAAUGCACAUUUGGACUCUGACCCCUUCCCACUCCAGGUCAGAGUGGCUAUCGUUGUCGGCAGAUGAAGACGCAAGUUUGGCUGCCGACCAAUUGACGUUUUCUGUAAGUCUUCACAAGGUUUUCACACACUGUUGCUGGUAUUUUGGCCCAUUCCUCCAUGCAGAUCUCCUCUAGAGCAGUGAUGUUUUGGGGCUGUCGCUGGGCAACACAGACUUUCAACUCCCUCCAAAGAUUUUCUAUGGGGUUGAGAUCUGGAGACUGGCUAGGCCACUCCAGGACCUUGAAAUGCUUCUUACGAAGCCACUCCUUCGUUGCCCGGGCGGUGUGUUUGGGAUCAUUGUCAUGCUGAAAGACCCAGCCACGUUUCAUCUUCAAUGCCCUUGCUGAUGGAAUGAGGUUUUCACUCAAAAUCUCACGAUACAUGGCCCCAUUCAUUCUUUCCUUUUCACGGAUCAGUCGUCCUGGUCCCUUUGCAGAAAAAUAGCCCCAAAGCAUGAUGUUUCCACCCCCAUGCUUCACAGUAGGUAUGGUGUUCUUUGGAUGCAACUCAGCAUUCUUUGUCCUCCAAACACGACGAGUUGAGUUUUUACCAAUUGUGUGUUUAUUUUAGGAAGAUUGUGGGUACAAUUCAUCCAAGAAAACCACAAGUCCAUCCUGUGUCAACUGAAGAUUUCUGUGUGUGAGUGUGAAUACUAUAGUGUGUGGUGGUGAAGAUGAUAAAAGUCCUGGACUAAGAAGCAUCCGUGCUGUUCUUGCCGGACAGCCUGUAGUGAGUCAGAACCAAUUAUAACCGACCGCUCAGACGGCUCCAGCUAGCCGUUUUUACAAUAUAUAUAAUUAUGUAUUCGUGUAUUGAUUUGCUCAUACUCAAUGCCUUUUAUUACGCUCAAGAAGUAAGACACAUCGCCCGAAAGUUAGAAAAGUCUAAUUUGAACUAUAACUCCUGCAGCCUUGUUAGCAUGCCUGCUCAAGUUGAGGACUCGCAGGACAGUAAAAACCUGUUAGUUACAGGCCGUUUGGCUAGCCAGUAGGCCUACUUUUUGAAAAUGAUUAGUUUGUUUGUAGACCGGCAAGGUGUCGAAAGGGAGACAUAUACAGCUGGUGGGAGUUGUAGUUCUAAUGAAAAAGCACAUCGGCUUUGUGCUAUUUCUUGGCCGUCAAAUACGUUAAACUGGCAUAUGGUAAAUUAAUUCACUUGGAAACACUUACAUUUGAAUAUAUAUCUUAUAUGACUGCAUUUUCAUGAAUUUGACGAUGCAAAUUUGAAGCCCGUUCUUAGCCUACAAAACGAGACAACAGGAAGUACCACUUUCAUACCGUAUUCCUUAAUGUGUCUUUUUAUGCUCAUUGCACAUUUAUACAACACAGACUAGACAGCUUGCACAGUCUUUGGCUAAAAUGCUGCUAGAGGUACGUACCGCAAGCAGCAAACUGAGCUUACAUUUUCCACAAUCAUGUUUUUAGUAGGGUCUGCUCUGCGCAAACUUUGGGAGUUGAGACAUAAAAAGGGUAUCGUUAGAAAGGUCAAGUUCUCCUCUACAGUAAAAUAAUGUUUCAAUGUGUUUCGGUGUCCAUAUCACCGAUUCUGUUGGACCGAACCUCAAAUGCAAAUAGCGAGUUGAAACAGCUUGUUGUCAGAGGAAGAAGUGAUCUUUCAUCUUUGUAAGUCGCUCUGGAUAAGAGCGUCUGCUAAAUGACAAAUGUAAAUGUUAAUGUUAUUGUGAGUGGCAGGGGGAGGGGCUUGGUGUGUGUGUGUGAGUGGGGAGGUGCACACAGCACAGAAGGCACAAAGGAGACAAGACCGAAAAGACAACGUCAUGAGAACAAGCGCACAUAAACGCUUAUAAAAACGAAAAAAUUGUACGAUACAGGCAUUUGGAACAUCGCGCUAAAACAUAAAUUCAAAUUAAUUCGAUAUACCGCCCAGCCCAACUCCCAGGCCUUGUACUCUUUAACUUAAAAUAUAACACCUAAUUGUGACUAUCUAUAUGUCUCUCUCCCAUCAGGCACUGUGUGGAUGCACGGUCAGCGCUCCCACUCUGGACGGCAGGACUGUGACUGUGACAUCCAGAGACGUGGUCAAACCUGGGAUGAAGAAGCGUAUCGUGGGAGAGGGACUACCCCUGUCCAAGUGCCCAGAGAAGAGGGGGGACAUGGUGCUGGAGUUUGUAGUGAAAUUCCCUGAGAAGUUGGGGCAGAGUGCCCGCGAUGCACUGACUCAGAUUCUUCCUCCUUGAAUGACUGAGUGGCUUUUUAAAGACCCCUAACAAACACUAAGACAGCCAGUUGUCUUCCUUCCAUUACAGUUGUCCUUACCCUAGGCCCAGGACAGACUAGUUGUUUGGGAAUUAUACCCAUUUAUUUUGAUUCAACCUUUGAUCCAAAUUAUAAUUCAGUUAUAUAUUUAACCACCAUGAGAUAUUGACAGAGUAACAUGUUGGUCUCUGUUCUCUGAUGUUAGCUGUUCUGUUUGGUUCAUCAUUUUUUCCUGUUAAUAUUAUUACAACAUUUAGAUUUUAUUACUUACAUGUCCUAUUGACAGUAUUACAUUUCCCAUUGGAAGGGAAAAUAAAGAAACUUCUGGGGGACCCAGUGCUAGACAUUGGAUAAUAGGUUGUGUUCGAGCAUAGGGCAGGGGUUGGUCUGGCCCUGUAGAGAUGACUGGAGCUGGUUGUUAUAAGGUCAGCGGGAUAGGUAGAGUUGAAGAUGCCUGUGGCAAACAGCACUGACGUGGAAUUUGUGUGGUAUCCAGCUGUUUUGAUAGUGCUUCCAGAAUAUUUGUUCCAGGCAACUUAUCAACUAUAUCUCUCAGGAGCAGUGAUACACACCUGAAUGUAGAUAUACUUAUAAAUACAAUGCAUAUAUAUUUGGUGUCACCGGUAUUAUUUUGCAGUGAGUUAUGUUGGGGAACUUUAGCGCAAAUAGAAUUCAGGAAAUUAUUUCAGUUUAAAUGGGAGGGGCAAAACUUGGGUUUCUUGAGCACAACUUGCAAAUCAUGUUCAAACUAACCCAGAGAUAAAGGUGUGAAUGAAAAUUUUUGGGAAUUCACUCCAGGCAACUCCCUACAGAUUACACAGACUUGAUACACUACAUGGCCAAAAGUAUGUGGGCAACCCUUCAAAUGAGUGGAUUCGGCCAUUUCAGCCACACUCGUUGCUGACAGGUGUAUAAAAUCGAGCACACAGCCAUGCAAACCUCAUAGACAAACAUUGGCAGUAGAAUGGCCCAUACCGAAGAGCUCAGUGACUUUCAACGUGGCACCGUCAUAGGAUGCCACCUUUCCAACAAGUCAGUUGGUCAGAUUUCUGUACUGCUAGAGCUGCCACAGUCAACUGUAAGUACUGUUAUUGUGAAGUGGAAAUGUCUAGGAGCAACAACGGCUCAGCCACAAAGUGGUAGGCCACACAAGCUUGCAGAGUGCUGCAGCGCGUAGUAUGUAAAAAUCGUCUGUCCUCGGUUGCAACACUCACUACCGAGUUCCAAACUGCCUCUGGAAGCAACGUCAGCACAAUAACUGUUUGUCAAGAGCUUCAUGAAAUGGGUUUCCAUGGUCAAGAAGCUGCACACAAGCCUAAGAUCACCAUGCGCAAUGCCAAGCGUCGGCUGGAGUGGUGUAAAGCUCGCCCCCAUUGGACUCUGGAGCAGUGGAAACAAGUUCUCUGGCGUGAUGAAUCACGCUUCACCAUCUGGCAGUCCGACGGACAAUCUGUGUUUGGUGGAUGCCAGGAGAACGCUACAUGCCCGAAUGCAUAGUGCCAACUGUAAAGUUUGGUAGAGGAGGAAUAAUGGUCUGGGGCUGUUUUUCAUGGUUCGGGCUAGGCCCCUUAGUUCCAGUGAAGCGAAAUCUUAACACUACAACAUACAAUGACACACUAGACGAUUCUGUGCUUCCAACUUUGUAGCAACAGUUUGGGGAAGGCCCUUUCCUGUUUCAGAAUGACAAUGCCCCCGUGCACAAAGCGAGGUCCAUACAGAAAUGGUUUGUCGAGAUUGGUGUGGAAGAACUUGACUGGCCUGCACAGAGCCCUGACCUCAACCCCAUCGAACACCUUUGGGAUGAAUUGGAACGCCGACUGCGAGCCAGGCCUAAUUGCCUGACGUCAGUGCCUGACCUUACUAAUGUUCUUGUGGCUGAAUGCUGCAGGGACUUACUUCCAAUGUUCCAACAUCUAGUGGAAAGCCUUCCCAGAAGAGUGGAGGCUGUUAUAGCAGUAAAGGGAGGGACCAACUCCAUAUUAAUGCCCAUGAGUUUGGAAUGAGAUGUUCAUACUUUUGGCCAUGUAGUGUAGCUUCUCCAGUUGUAUAGAUUUCAGGUAAUCAAGAGCGUGUUAUCUAUUUUGUGCCAAAUGUCACGAAAAUGUCAUGUCACGCAUGCGAGAUUGACCUCGUUUGUGUUGUGUGUGUGUGUAGACAAACGUGCACCAUCUUAUUGUGAAAUACUAUAAGAAAGUGUGAUAUGUUUUGACCUCUAGGACCCCUUACAUUUAACUUGAGGAUCACUAUUGUUGUAAGUAUGAUGAACUUGUAUGUGUGUUUACUCUGCAGUGACUCUUUUUAUAAGCUGUUCAAAAACGGCAGUUCAUUUUAGCUGUUUAAAUUCUCUCUUUAACUCUGUUAAAGCUGUGAUACUAAUAGGUACUACUACUUCUGAAAGCUCUAUGCAAACCAUUUCUGUUAAGAUCAUCAUCCUUUUUAUUUUGUCAUCCUAUACAUCUUACACACUGCAAACAAUGACUGGUCUAAUUUGGCUGUGUUUAGACAGGCAGCCCAAUUCUGAGCAUUUUUUUUUCACUAAAUUGCGUUUUGACCAAUCAGAUCAGCUCUGCUGCGAAAAGAUCUGAUUGUGAUUGGUCAAAACACCAAUCAUUGGAAAAAAUAUCAGAAUUGGCCUGCCUAUGUAGUGAACUGAUUUUGAUGUGCAUUGUUUUAGGUAACGCAAGCCUAAGCAUCUGUGGUAAAUAAGAAAAUCAUUCCAAAAACAAGUAGUGAGUCAGUUGUACAAUUAAAAUAUGUCUGAAUUAUUUGAACAAUAUUACAUUUUCAAGUACUUGAAAUACAUAUUUUAACCUGGGGUGCAUUCAUUAAGCUGAUUCCGUAGCAAAACGUUUAAUCUGUAACAAAAAGCUUUGCAACAAACGUUUACGCCAAACGGAAAACGUUUUGUAACGAAAAAUAGUUUCUAUUGGACAAAUUCAGGUAGGUCACUCCCCGUUUCUGUUUGGUUCUUAAACGCUAAACGGUUUCUGUUGCGAGAUGUAAUGAAUACACCCCUGGUAUUAUUGUCAUUGAGGUUAUUGGAGUGGAACUCCAAGUGGAGUUCCACUCUUAUUUGAUUUAAUUUUGACAGAUAAACAUUUGAUUUAAUUUUGACAGAUAAACAUGUGGUUUAACAUGAAUGUAGAGACGUGUAAUCUCGGUUUAACUUUUUUGUUAAAUAUUUGCUUUAUUUGCAAAUGUUUUCCUUUUGAUGGAAAAGUUUAAACAUUUUGUUUUUACCUAUUGUUUAAAUUGUUUAUAUUAAAUUUGCACAGAUGUUAUUAUUAUUAUUAUUAUUAUUAGGCACCAAGAUUUCUAUUUGACAAAUAGGUCUUAGCACUCUGCUUUUAAUUUGUAUGAAACUGAACAUUUUAUUUUAAAUAUUUGUCCUAUGCUUUGAACAAAUGAGGUCCCCUUAGCAUUUUGUGGUAUUUUAGUUGUUUCAAAGACUGGCAAACUUGUAAAUAUAAAAAUAAAAUUGUACAAACUGUUGUAGUUCUGUCUUAUUUAGGCCCAUGUCAAACUUUAAGUAAUCGAGUGGAUUUAGUUCUGCCCCACAUGGGGCACGAACCAGCUACUUUCUACAUAACAACACAAUUAUUUGCACCAUUUUACACAUGCACCAUUUUAGCCAACUAGGGACUAGCUAACUUGAUUAGGGUCACAGCACCAUUGUAACAGAGUGCAUUUUGUUCAACCCGGAGCAGAUUGUCGAAUCUUCUGCACAACACACAUCCACAUCCAGGGGUUAAAGUGAGUGAGAGACAUAUGGGAACUGAAUCUGUUACAUGUUAGAAUCAAAAGCGGAGCAAUUUUUGUAAAAGCCUGUCUGAGCAUUACUUAGAAACAGUGGUGGAAAAAGUACCCAAUUGCCAUACUUGAGUAAAAGUACAGAUACCUUUAAUAGACAAUGACUCAACUCCUGAGUGGCGCAGUGGUCUAAGGCACUGCAUCGCAGUGCUAACUGUGCCAAUAGAGAUCCUGGUUCGAAUCCAGGCUCUGUCGCAGCCGGCCGCGACCGGGAGACUCAUGGGCGGCGCACAAUUGGCCCAGCAUCGUCCAGGGUAGGGGAGGGAAUGGCCGGCAGGGAUGUAGCUCAGUUGAUAGAGCAUGGCGUUUGCAAUACCAGGGUUGUGGGUUCGAUUCCCACGGGGGGCCAGUAUGAUAAAUAAAAUAAUGUAUGCACUCACUAACUGUAAGUCGCUCUGGAUAAGAGCGUCUGCUAAAUGACUAAAAUGUAAGUAAAAGUGAAAGUCACCCAGUAAAAUACUACUAGAGUAAAAGUCUAAAAGUAUUUGAUUUUAAAUAUACUUAAGGAUCAAAAGUAAAUGUAAUUUAAAAAAUAUACUUUAUCAAAAGUAAAAUAAAUAAUUUCAAAUUCCUUAUAUUAGGUAAACCAGAUGGCACAAUUUUUUAUAUAUAUAUAUAUUUUAAUUUAUGGUUAGUCAGGGGCACACUCCAACACAGACAUCAUUUACAAAUGAAGCAUUUGUGUAUAGUGAGUCUGCCAAAUCAGAAGCAGUAGGGAUGAGCAGGGAUGUUCUCUUGAUAAGUGCGUGAAUUUGACAAUUUGCCUGUCUUGUUAAGCAUUCAAAAUGUAACAAGUACUUUUGGGUGUCAGGGAAAAUGUAUAGAGUAAAAAGUACAUUAUUUUCUUUAGGAAUAUAGUGGAGUAAAAGUAAAAGUAGUCAAAAAAUAUCAAUAGUAAAGUACUGAUACCCCCAAAAAUGUAGUGGAGUAAAAGUAAAAGUAGUCAAAAAAUAUCAAUAGUAAAGUACUGAUACCCCCAAAAAUGUAGUGGAGUAAAAGUAAAAGUAGUCAAAAAAUAUCAAUAGUAAAGUACAGAUACCCCAAAAAACGACUUAAGUAGUAAUUUAAAGUAUUUUUUACUUAAGUACUUUACACCACUGCUUAGAAAUACAUUACAGACAGUGUAGCUGAAUUAUUCAUGCAAACCAGGAGGAUUAUUGGAAUUCCUAGGACAGAGGGUUGAAAAAACGUGCUUCACAGUAGGGGGCAUCAAAGAGCUUGAGAUGAGGAGAGGAAUCCUAUUGUGGAGGAAGCCAUUGUACAGCGCUGAAGUCCCACCCCUGGGGUCGUCACUAGUUACCACAGCUGCAAAGUAAUAAACCCCGCCUGUUUCUACUAUUGCUCUUCUUAAAAUCUGAUUUUAAACCUAACCUUAACCACAGUGCUAACCUUAUGCCUAACCCCAACCAAAAAUGAAGACCAAAAAGUACAUUUUUUUUUUUUUUUUUUACGACAUAGCCAAUUCUGACUUUGUGGCUGUGCUAUCUAGUGAAAACACCCCUGCUGAACAAGAUACAUACCAUCAGAUCAUCCUUUCCUCUCAUUCCUCAUUAGCUUGUUACUAGCGUAUCUCACAAGACUAGCGAUUCAAAGGCGAUCUAACUUUACUUUCACAAUCUUUGGAUGAAGAAGUAGCCUAGUGUUUUGAUGUUCCAUUCCACGUAUGGAUUGAAUCAAUCACCUCGCGUUAGCUAGCUAGCUACUAAAGCUCUGGUAAGAUGCUUGCCUUGACUGCCAUGUUCCUUCAUUCUCAGCUAGCUAGCAGCUAAUAUUGUGUUAGCCAACAAGCUACCUAGUUAACAAGUUAGCUACCUAGUUGACAAUCUGUUGUUUUAAAAAUUGGCGUGUCAAUCUCUGAUUCAAUUUUAGAUGUUUAUCAUCUUAUCUAAUGCCAUGUAACUUGAUGGCAAGACAAGUAGGCUGAAGUGUUUUAAGGGUGAGCUAGCUGGCUAGUUAGCUCAUGGGCGUUUUGGCACUCGUUUUUUAAAGCUAUCUUCCAGUGUAUUGUGAUGUGAUGCACUAUCUAUGGGGUUUGGUAGUAUGGUAGUAUGUUUAACUAACCUGUCACAAUCUGUUCACAGAUGCACUCUGAAUGUGUAGUUGCCAUACACUUGAAGUUGCUGGAAACAAGUUUGUCCCAACAACAGCAGUAGCUAGCUACAACGACCACUAUCCAGUGGUUAAUCAUCACUGUGGUUGGGCUGGAAACACUCUGGUAUUAAAGCAGGUGGAAGAACUGUUGAGAGAGUCCUGUGCAGGACAGGACCUUUGGCUACCUACCAAAGCAGCAUCUGUUCACUUCCACAGACAGACAGCCAGAAGGAUAAAAAUGCCUCUUGGAUUGGGUAGAAGGAAGAAGGCAUCUCCACUAGUGGAGAACGAGGAAGCUGAGCCGAUCCGAGCGGGCCUUAACGUCCCAGGAAUGGACGGUCUGGAUGGAGGAGGUGUGGGGCUCGGGGAGGGUACCACCCAGGAGGGUCUGCCACCCCCACCCACCAGCCUGAGACCUCGCUUGAUCUUCCACACCCAGCUAGCGCACGGUAGCCCCUACGGGACGCAUCGAGGGCUUCAGCAACGUGCGAGAGCUCUACACCAAGAUUGGAGAGGCCUUUGGGAUCGCACCACCAGAGGUGAACAAUAUGGCAACUGACUUGUGUGUUUCAGAUGUGUGAUGUGUGUGAGAGAGUUUGCUUCAGUUUAUCCCUUUACUGACUCACUUUCUACCUCUUCAGGUGAUGUUCUGCACUCUGAACUCUCACAAGGUGGACAUGGACAAGUUACUGGGGGGUCAGAUUGGGCUGGAGGACUUCAUCUUCGCCCAUAUCAAAGGCCAGAGGAAGGAGGUGGAGGUGUUCAAGGGGGAGGAUGCCCUGGGGUUGACCAUCACUGAUAAUGGAGCUGGCUACGCCUUCAUCAAGGUGGGCAAGAUUACUGGCUAGGAAAUGAGUUGUCUGUCUGUCACCUCUGAAUAGGGCUGGCAGUGGCAGGAAAUGCAUCAGCAUCACACACAGAGGACUAAAAAUAGAACAAAAUGGGAGCGUUUGAAACACAGAGCCUCAGUUGCAGCGACAGUGUGGAAUGUACAGUAGAUUGAAUAUAAGAUAAGUUGUUUGUUUAUGUUGCCCAGCGCCAAAUUGGCUGAUUGUGUGUAAUUGUGGAUUAGUCUCUGUCCUAUUUUUACUUUGUCUCAUCCUGUCCCUUCCAGAGAAUAAGGGAGGGUAGCGUGGUCCAUCAGAUCCAGGUCAUCAACGUGGGAGACAUGAUUGAGUCCAUCAACGGCCACAGUCUCAUUGGCUGUCGACACUACGAGGUGGCCAAGAUGCUCAAGGAGCUGCCCAAGGGGAAGGACUUUGUUCUCAAGAUGGUGGAGCCCUUGAAAGCCUUCGGUGGGUUUGUGUGUGUGUGUGUGUGUGUGUGUGUGUGUGUGUGUGUGUGUGUGUGUGUGUGUGUGAGAGAGAGAGAUUGUGUGUGCCAACAAAAUAAUUGUGAAUUAUAUUAUGGUGUGACAGAUUAUAUUUAGGAAUGAGUAAGCAGUUAUCAAACUUUGUAAUGCCUUUUACUAAUUGCUCUUAUAUUAUCCUUGACUAGCUAGAUAUAGAAUUAGGAGGUUAGGACCCUGAUGCUCCUUUGACAUGUUGUGUUGUCUCCCUUACCUGUAGACAUGAUCGGCCAGAGGUCAGGAGGGGCCCGGGCUGGCUCAGGAACCCAGCUGGGGACAGGGAAGGGCACCCUGCGUUUACGCUCCAAAGGCCCAGCCACUGUGGAGGAGCUGGUGAGUGUGUGUGUGUGUGUGUGUGUGUGUGUGUGUGUGUGUGUGUGUGUGUGUGUGUGUGUGUGUGUGUGUGUGUGUGUGUGUGUGUGUGUUGGUUCUUCUAUUACCGUUAAUAAGGUAAACAUGUUUUCAGGUCAUGACUAUGUUUGUGGUAUUUGUUUGUCAGCCCUCUGCAUUUGAGGAGAAGGCCAUAGAGAAAGUGGAUGACCUCCUGGAGAGUUACAUGGGCAUCAGAGACAGUGAGCUGGGUAAGGGAGACAGUGUGUGCAUACGUGUGAAUGUGAUUCACACAUGCAGCUCCUGUUACCAAAGUGUUGACUUGUGUUUUGCCACUUAAAAUCACAUGCUUCGUAAACAACAGGUGUAGACUAACAGUGAAAUGCUUACUUAUGGGCCCUUCCCAACAAUGCAGAGAGAAAGAAAUUGAGAAAUAAUAGAAAAGUAAAACACGUAAUAAUAGAUACACAAUGAGUAACGAUAACUUGUCAAUAUACACGGGGUACCAGUACUGAGUCGAUGUGCAUGGUACGAGGUAAUUGAGGUAGAUAUGUGCAUUUAACGAGGAAUAAAGUGACAGAUAAUAAAUGUAUGUGAUGAGUCAAAGUUAGUGCAAAAAGCGUCAAUGCAGAUAGUCUGGGUAGCUAUUUGGUUAACUAUUUAACUUACUAUUACUUUGUUGUGCUGUGGUUGACCCCCGUCUUACCCCUCUCCCUCACUGUCAGCUGCUACAAUGGUGGAGCUGGGGAAGGACAAAAAGAACCCAGAUGAGUUUGCCGAGGCGUUGGACGAGACUCUCGGUGACUUUGCCUUCCCGGACGAAUUUGUGUUUGACGUCUGGGGUGCCAUCGGGGACGCCAAGGUUGGCCGGCUGUAACCGGAGGGAGCAGGGGAACAACCUGUGUGUGGUUUUGAACGCUAAGGCACCAACCCGCAACAAACAGAACUACUAGGAAACACCACACUACCAUCAUAUGAUUUACUUAUUGUUUUCAGUGUACUUUUUUUAACGUGGAGUUUACUACUCUUGUUGGGAGACUUUUGGGAGAGAUUCUUUGGGAGGAUAGAGACAGUGUAUGGGAGAGGAUAGAGGACUCUGAUCACUAGCUCUGUGGCGAUCAGGCUCUCAUCAGACUCAGACUAUUGAAUGCAACACGUGGAGGUUAUUGUGUUCAAACAGCAAGUGCUUUUCAAUUUUCUUCUGGGUCUUGUGGUUGUGGACACACCUCCUGACCUGGAACACGUCACAUGUUGACCCCCAUGUCUUUGUUCCACUAGUCCUCCUAGGAACAAUCCCGAGAACAAGUGGGAGAAAUGAGGGACCACGGCUUACAUACACCUACCUUUGAUGUUUGAGUUCAAACAAACAGAUUUUUUUCCACUGUUGCACUGUGCUGUAAAAAAAAUAUAAGAAAAGUGCAUUGUACUUCACUGGAGCGGUCACUCACUACAUAGCACUGGACUACAGUAUUUGUGUUCUGUGUAGUGUUGUUCAGGGAGAGGCGUAUUGAGACGCUCGGGCCCAGAAUGUUCUGGUCAAAUCACAUGGUCAGAAAACAGUCUUAUUAGCAUGUGCUAUUAGUUUUUGUCUCCUCUCUGUGAGUUCUUUUGGUUUUAUGUGCCGUUGGGAGUGUCACUAGUGAAGGAGGGUUUUGGCUGCUGAAGGUUUACAAUGCAUAGGCUAUCACUACAGAACUUUGCUGCAGCUUUUUCUAUGGUUCAAACUACAAUCACUAACAGUUUUUCUGAAGUGAAUAAACUAUAGAAACAAGCUGCACUUAACUGACUGGGAUAUGCUGCAAGUAAACAAAGAUGGUCUGAUUGGUUAGUACUUAAAUGGUCCCCUUUGCCAGACGUAAGGGAAACUCCAGUAUUAAGAAAAGCAGUGUUAUAUUACGGUAUUACAUGAAUACUACAAGUACUUGUAAAAAAACAAACAAAAAAA